Messenger RNA from Struthio camelus australis, 1170 nucleotides. NCBI's taxonomy places the organism in Eukaryota, Metazoa, Chordata, Aves, Struthioniformes, Struthionidae. The record is from RefSeq and is a predicted model, not a curated record.
AUGUGCCCAGGACACCCUGGGGAGAUUUGCCUUUUUGCUACGCUUAGGGCUAAGCCCCUGAGUGGGCAGGAGGGAGCAGGCACCCCGUUCCAGUACAUCGUGGUGCAGAAGAAGGGGGCGAAGCAGGACGUGGGCCUGAUCCAGCUGAACCGGCCGCAGGCCCUCAACGCCCUCUGCGAUGGGCUCAUGCAGGAGUUGCGGCGGGCGCUGGACGCCUUCGAGGGCGACCCGCAGGUGGGAGCCAUCGUCAUCACCGGCAGCGAGAAGGCCUUCGCAGCUGGUGCUGAUAUAAAGGAGAUGCAGAGCAAAACUUACCAGCAGUGUUACAGUGGUGGCUUCCUCGCCAACUGGGACAGAGUGUCUUCAGUCCGCAAACCGGUCAUAGCAGCUGUGAAUGGUUACGCGCUUGGCGGUGGGUGCGAGCUGGCCAUGAUGUGCGAUAUCAUUUACGCCGGGGAGAAAGCACAGUUUGGACAACCAGAAAUCCUGCUGGGAACCAUUCCAGGAGCUGGUGGGACGCAGAGGCUGACCAGGGCCGUAGGGAAGUCGCUCGCAAUGGAAAUGGUCCUCACCGGAGACAGGAUCUCCGCACAGGAGGCGAAGGAAGCAGGUCUUGUCAGCAAGAUCUUCCCAGUGGAGAAGCUGCUAGAAGCGGCCAUCAGCUGCGGGGAGAAGAUUGCUGGCAAUUCAAAGCUGGUGACAGCCAUUGCGAAGGAGUCUGUCAAUGCGGCCUUCGAGAUGACGCUGGCAGAGGGGAACAGGACGGAGAAGAGACUCUUCUACGCCACCUUUGCCACUAACGACCGGAGGGAAGGGAUGACUGCGUUCGUGGAGAAGCGGAAGGCAAACUUCACUGACAGCUGAACUCUGCGGGGCCUGUGUGUCCCUGGGGUGUCCUGGCCAGCACAGGACAGGGACAGCCAUCCCUUUUGUCCCCUCAGACACCAGCUGCUCAGCGGUCAUCACAACAUGCCUCCUUACCUGACCCACGUGCCUAAUUAGGGGUGUCUCUGCCAGAUGUGCUGCCCCGCCAGAAAGGGGCAUAGCUCCCCAGCGCUGUGCAACACGGAGCAGCUGGGGACCUGGCAGCGGCUGAUGCCUUUCCUUCAGUGAGAUGAUCUGAAUCAGGGUUCGGCUUGUGAUUGCUAUUAAAAGGCUUUCCUGGCACUG